AUGGCGUCUUCAGCCCCUGCAACACAACCUCCAAUAGACCCCGCGCCAAAGCCAUCAACAGUACCACAACUAUCCCUUGAUAUCAUCUACAAUAUCGGUCUUGCUGUAGUUGGAGACCCUUUCGAGCAAGCCAGGCUCUAUGCGAAGCAUGAUGGCGAUCCAGAAUACCUUCCAGACCGCACCACUCUUUACCGCCUGACCUACCUCUCCAAAGCUACCAAAGGUGUCUUGGAGCCUCUUCUUUACCGGCACUUCAUUUUCACCACACCUCAGGGUGUCAUGAGCACUUUUAUCACCCUGAUCCAAAGACCUGAGCUUCGCCAGCAUGCUCAGUACAUUGCGUCUUUCAGUCCCUUGUCAGGUCCCGGUGUUAGAAAGAGGGAGCUGCCCAAGUGUAAGAAACUCUGGUCUAAGCGGUGUCCUUCUGACAAACCUGCCUUGAUGCGUCUCCUCGACGGCGCUGGUCUCCACAACCUCGCUUGGUCGGCUUGUAUGCUUGAGAGAACAAAGCAACGCUUCAUGUUUUCUCCCGAUUUCAAGCAUGAUGGUAUACUGGAGAUCAUGUUUGCUGCUAUCCUCUUCCUUACACCAAACGUCACUACAUUCAUGUGGCGUGAUAUGAAUACCAACCCCAAGGCCUUUAUCUUAGACCACAUCAUGGAUGAGGCAGUCAAAAGUGGCAUUCCCCUAAUGCCCAAGCUUCAACACCUAAAUACGGAAAAGUCGGCAUUCGUCGAGGCCAAACAAGCACAGUUCUUCACUCCUCACGUCAAUAUGUGGGAUGACCUGCAUACUCUCGUUCUCAACGAUGUCGACCUGGACGUCGAGUUCAUCGAGAUGCUGGCCAGGGGUGAAUUCAAGAAAGACCGGCCUGUGAAGGAACUCCAUAUUCUAUGUGUACCUGGAUCCGAGAAACCGGGCAGCAUGAGCUCGUUCCCGCCUGGAUUUGAACUGUCGUCAACCACAAUUUUGGAUGUCGACGACCUUGAUAAGAAUAAAGAAAGGUUCGAGGCAUUUCCCAACCUUGAGCUUCUCAACAUCAGAUUCGUUCAUCAUCAGCACCGCUACGAGAACGGCUCGCUCACUUUGAGAGCCUUCUUGCAUGCAGUUGGCUGCCCUAAGGUCUUGGAAUUGGAAGGCCAUAAACUGCCGUUCAAUGUACUCGACACCGGCGUCACACACGACAGACUUACCCACCUCAAGGUGCGCGAGUAUGACCCGCGGUCUAGGUCUAGGACAUUACAAAGUGAAAGCCUCUUAUCAGGACUCAAUUCGUGGUGGGGCGGCAAUUCAUCUCUGGUGCCUAACCUGGCCAGGAUUGAUUUGGAUCACUACAUGUUCCAACGCGAGUAUCUCUCUGAUGAAGACAAAACAGUCUGGAAGGUUGUUGGAGAGGACGAGUGGGAGGACGACUCGAAUAACGGGUUUGACUACGACGACGACGACGACGACGACCAGAGUGAUAUGGAUGAGGAAGAGGUCAUUCGUCAUGUCCACGAUAAUGUCUACUAUAACCCGCAAGAGGAUCAGUAUUUUGAGGCUGGGUAUUCGACCCUUAUGGCGGCUUUACAAGAGAUGGGUAUUCAGUAA
Fusarium venenatum is the source of this 1590-nucleotide messenger RNA. RefSeq lists its product as uncharacterized. The record is from RefSeq and is a predicted model, not a curated record. Lineage: Eukaryota; Fungi; Ascomycota; Sordariomycetes; Hypocreales; Nectriaceae.